AGGGAGAUGAAGAGAGACAGAGAGAGAGAGCGAGAGAGAGAAGCAACUUUGUUCCCAGGCGUUGUUGCGCGCCUCCGCUGGCGUGGCGCGCUAACAGAGACGCAUUUAGCAGUCAUGGUUGAUCAGUGUUUCUUUCAUCCUCUGCGGCGCAUUAGUGACGGCAAACAUGCACGAUCGGACCGAAAGAAAUAAAAGGUGCACUGCGUGUGCUCUGUGACCGCAUCUUCAUCAAUGCAUAUGAGAUGAUACUGAGGAUACCGUAGCUGGAUGGUGAGCGUGGCCAUCACUGCAGGAAAAUGCAUCUUUGGAUUACAUAUGCUUUGUUAAGUGCGACCUCGAUUUGCACUGUUGAGAUGUUUGGCGCUUACGGGGACAUAUGUCAGCGACUGUGCGCCUGCGAGGAACGAGAGGGGUUGCUCACAGUGAGUUGUGAGAACAGAGGGAUUGGAAGACUCUCGGAUAUAAACCCCCCACACUACUCCCAGUAUCAUCUGCUGCUCACGGGGAAUCUUCUGAAAAAGCUAUCUGCCAAUGACUUUGUUGAGUACAAUGGCCUCACCAUAUUACAUCUGGGCAAUAAUGACAUAGCUGAGGUCGAAGCAGGAGCUUUUAAUGGACUUCAAGGAUUAAAACGAUUACAUUUCAAUAAUAACAAAAUUGAUGCCUUGAGGGAGGAAAUUUUCUUUGGCCUGGAAAGUCUUGAGUAUCUGCAGAUUGAUUAUAAUUAUAUCACUCACGUGGCACCUAAUGCCUUCAGCAAGCUUCGCCAUCUGGAGGUCCUGAUUCUAAACGACAACUUAAUAUCAACUCUGCCCAUGAACAUUUUCCAGCAUGUCCCACUGACUCAUUUGGACUUGAGGGGAAACCAGCUGAAAGUGCUUCCUUACUCAGGUCUGCUGGAACACAUGAGCAGCGUUGUGGAGUUGCAACUGGAGGAGAAUCCGUGGAACUGCUCUUGCGAGCUGAUUGCCCUUAAGACAUGGCUCGAGAGCAUCUCGUACACGGCUUUAGUUGGCGAUGUCAUCUGCGAGUUCCCUUUCAGGCUUCACGGGCGGGAUCUUGAUGAGGUAUCCAAACAAGAACUGUGUCCGAGGAGAGCCAUCGCUGAAUAUGAAAUGCCGCCCUUGCCGCAUUUGAGCACCGAUGCAUACUAUAGGACCAUGCCAGCUCUCGUUCCAGCCGCCUUCACCUCCUCUGGGAUUGCGCGGUCAUCAUCAAGACCUACCAAGGGACCAGGCCAAUCAGGCAAAUUAAAAUCAAGGCCCACUGCUCGCAUCGCACCUAAUAAACCACAAAAUUACAGUCAAAUAAUUUCAUAUCAGACCAAAUCCCCUGUGCCUUUAGAUUGUCCAAGUGCCUGCACUUGCAAUCUUCAAAUUUCAGACCUGGGCUUGAACGUGAAUUGCCAAGAACGAAAGAUUGAGCGCAUCUCCGAUUUAAAUCCAAAACCAUACAAUCCCAAAAAGAUGUACCUCACUGGGAACUAUAUCCCGGUGGUGCGUAGAUCUGAUUUUAUUGAUGCAACUGGCUUAGAUUUGCUUCAUCUUGGCAACAAUCGAAUAGCUCGCAUACAUGACAGAGCGUUUGGAGAUUUGGCACACCUAAGAAGAUUGUACCUAAAUGGAAAUCUGAUUGAUCGUCUUACAGCUGAUGUGUUUUAUGGACUGGAGAGCCUACAGUUCUUAUAUUUAGAAUACAAUGUCAUUAAAGAGGUUGCCACUGACACCUUUCAGCAUGUAAAGAACCUUCAGCUUCUUUUUCUGAACAAUAACCUCUUGAAAACUUUACCUGAAGGGAUAUUCAAUGGGGUGACAUUGGCCCGGCUCAACCUUCGCAAUAACCACCUGCGACAUCUACCUGUCAGAGGCGUGCUCGAUCAGCUCACCGCCUUGGUGCAAGUGGAUUUAUUCGAAAAUCCCUGGGAUUGCUCUUGCAGCAUACUCGAUUUGAAGAUGUGGCUGGAGCAGCUAAGCACGGGCACUGUUGUAAACAAUGUCAUAUGUGGCUCACCGAAAAAGCUAGCCGGGGAGGAUAUGAGAUACAUUAAGACGUCUAAUUUCUGCCCCAAUAACUCAGAUACACUCGCAUCUGUGAUCCCAACCUCGGAAGAAUCUUUCCCUGGUAGCACUAUCAUCAUAGAAACAUCUUUGGACUCUGACACACAAUAUAGCACCAUUCCCUUAUCUGUGAUGAUUCUUACCCUUCUCCUCAUGUUCAUCGUGUCUGUAUUUGUGGCAGCGGGAUUAUUUGUGGCAGUGAAAAAGAGACGCCAAAAGACUCAAAAUGAGCAGAACAACUCCAUGAAUGCUUGCAUUAGCUCUCUUAAUAUGGAAUACGGCCUUUACAAAAAGGGAUCUAUUCCUAAAGUCAGAACAGCUGCCGGACAUGUGUAUGAGUAUAUUCCGUCUCCCAUGGAACUGCCAUGCAGAACUAAUGCAGACUCUUCAGGCAACAGAAAAUCGGCGGAUGGAUUCAGAGAGUUUGACGAGCUGUGUGGAGCAUUCCCGGGCAACUCAGAUGAAGAGGCAGCCAGUAAUGUGUUAAGCUCAGAAUACAGUGCUACCACUCCCAAGCCUCUGAAGAAGCCAUCCACGCCUCCGCGAGAAGAUCAGUGUUACUACAGAGAGCCGCUUGAGCCUGACAAGCACAGGCACUCCAGCAGCAGUUUACCGUACAGGCAUACGGCUCACUCGUCUGGCCAGUAUACCUCAGAUUUUGAUGCAAGGCAUCAAUGUGUGCACCCAGAGGCAAUACAACAGACAAUACUCUACUGUACAGCACCGAGUACUGUUUAUGUGGAGCCCAACAGGAGUGAGUACUGGGAACUGAAGGCAAAACUUCAUCUGGAUCCAGAUUACCUUGAGGUUCUUGAGAAACGAACAACCUUUACACAGUUUUAAGAGACUUCAUACCUCGAGGGUUGAUUCACUCCAGACUGGUCCUGAAAACAUCUCCCAUUGAUGCUUUGUUAGAACCUCUUUCCAUGCACAUGGAAGGUAUCCACCCAUGUCUGUACGUAUGUGUUCUGUGGAGAAAUAUUUGUCAUGCAUUUGUGAAUGUCAACAAAACUAAUGCUGACUUUACUCUAACCCCAGUCACAAGCAAGGUCAGGUCAAGUCUAGGGGCACAUCAGUACC
Molecule: messenger RNA, 3137 nt
Organism: Thalassophryne amazonica
Lineage: Eukaryota; Metazoa; Chordata; Actinopteri; Batrachoidiformes; Batrachoididae
Gene: slitrk5b
Product: SLIT and NTRK-like family, member 5b
Exons: 2
Coding region: 297-2900 (867 amino acids)
Biological process (GO): positive regulation of synapse assembly; regulation of presynapse assembly; axonogenesis
Cellular component (GO): membrane
Molecular function (GO): protein binding
Source: RefSeq, a predicted model, not a curated record